Ostrinia nubilalis (European corn borer) is the source of this 838-nucleotide messenger RNA. RefSeq lists its product as uncharacterized. The transcript is spliced from 5 exons. The coding region runs from base 226 to 741 and encodes 171 amino acids. Gene Ontology annotation, biological process: sleep; positive regulation of voltage-gated potassium channel activity; regulation of synaptic transmission, cholinergic. The record is from RefSeq and is a predicted model, not a curated record. Lineage: Eukaryota; Metazoa; Arthropoda; Insecta; Lepidoptera; Crambidae.
ACACGUUCAUGAAAACCAUGACCUAAGUAUUUAGUAUAAAGCUUUUUGUAGAACUUUAUAAAUCCUACGCUGUUUUAGGCACUGUAUUUUUGGUCGAUUGCUUACAUAGUAUUUUUGGACGUUUUUUGAACUACUGUGCGUAUUUCGUGUAAAAUUAUUGUGUGGUGUAUUGAUUUGAUCGCUGUACCUGAAGGGUUUACGUAAAUUAAAACACAGAUACGAAGUAUGGGCACAAAUGGCAGUCAGCGAAGAAGCAUAUUGUUGGCAGUUGCUGUAUUUUUCUCGUGGAUCUCUGUUGCACAUAGCAUCGACUGCUUCAAAUGCGUGUCAAUGAACGGCAACUUCCCAGCGUGUGACGACCCCUUCCACAAUAAUCACUCGCUGCAGAUGCUAGAGGCACCCUGCAUGGGUGGCAGGAAGGGACGGGACGGGUUGUUCCCUGCUACGUCCUGCAUCAAGAUCGCUGGGGUCUUUGAUGACACGGGAGAGUCGAUCACGGUGAGAGGCUGCGGCCUGGACUCUGGGACCGCCACGACAGACACAGAAAUCAUCAGAAUGUCCCACUGCGGGCGGUUCUACUACAACGACAAAUACGUCCACGGCUGCCUGCAGUCCUGCAACGAUGCGGACGCUUGCAACAGCGCGCCGCGGUUCAAACCGCCGCCGGACGGGAAGCCAGUCGUCUACGUGUCGCUCGCGUACGUACUUGCACAGGCACAGCUGAUCAUGUUUAGGAGAUAACAGAGCUAGUUUUAGCUAAGGGUAACUAAAGUUUAUUUACGUUUAAGUUUAUUAUGUUUUAACCACACCAACGCGUGCAGAUCGCCUUCGCGGGCGC